AUGGACACCACCAUGGACUUGUCGGUAGUAGACCUUCCAAAGCAUUUCGUGGACGAGCCUAUCAUCGCCAGAGAAGUAAUGCACGACCUCAAAUUCCCUCGUAUCUUGGUCAACUCUGAGAUUCUAUCCAUUGCGAUGGUAAAGCGUAUGGUGGAUUUGGUCGCUCUACCGGAAUGGACCUACGACAACGUUGCUACCAUCUUUUACGAUGAAUUCCACCGAGAGAUUGACGGUGACACAGUUGAGGCUAUCCUCAAACAAGACUUUAUACCCACCGAUCUUCCUCUCACUCAUGGAGAGCACGUCGUCUGGUCUGAAUCCCCAGCUAUCACCCAUCCAGAGUUUGUGUGCGGCACUGUGAUUCCUUCUGGCAUCUAUUGGCAACUUAUUGAAUCACGUCAAGAACACCCUGCCGUUCUGUCCAAUCUAUGCAUGGAGCGCUGGUCAUUCGAUAUUGAUGAAACAACAAUUGAGGAAAUGAUCGACGAGUGGCUCGAUGAGCUCCCCAGGAAUGAAGACGGUCUUCCCAUUGAGCCAACUGGUGAUCCACGCCCAGUCCAUCCUGGAAGACGCCUCGAAGAGCUUGGAACCGAGGUGACUGAAGCUAUAGACAAAAGAGAAGAGUUUGACAUUCCCCCACCUCUGUAUUCACCAAGACCGACCUGGGGUGGUAAGACAUUCCGGCACCCUCGCGAGAUUGGAGGAUCAGAUACGAAUGGAACAGCGGAUUUGAACAUCCCACCUUUUGCUGCGCUGUCACAGGAUGUGGUAAGCCCACCAGAUUAUUCUGCUGGAGCGUUGCCACCAAAUUUUGAAUCAAUUGAAGCUGGCGCACAGGAUGCUUCCCCAAUCAAUCUGGUACAAGACUUCUUGUCUACAGGACGACGAGGGCGUGCGGCAUCAAGCAGCUGUGAGUUUAUACGACGACCUCCACCAGUCUCGGCGCAGAAGCAUCCAAAUUGGCCUUGCUGUCCGCCAGUCUUGCCGUUCCGCUAUACAAGGGAUGACAUUGUCGAAUACAUCUAUGGGAACCUUCCGGACGGAACUCUCAUCUAUGGCAAUGGCCCAGAUGAGGAGCCUCUUCAAUUCACACGCCCACCAAUUCCAGAAGCUCUUGUUGUUACAACUGGUCGGGUUCGUGAUUACCUGAUGGCGGCUGCCCAUGCCCGAAAAGAUUCUGUCAAUCGAUCAAAUACUCUCAUAUUCAAACAGAUUGACACACAAGAUCCCACACCGUGGGCGGAAAUUGACGCGUGUUUUCACUCUACGGUGGAGCUUCUGUUCGACAUCUUGCAGAACAACCUGGCCCAUGGAGCGGUAAAGAUUCUUUACGACUCUAAACUUCCACCCUCGACUAACGUUCGUGAACUUGUGAAUCAUUUGCGAGUUCACCGAGGGUUCGAGCGAUUGCACUUUUGGGAAGACAACACGAAAUUCCUAAUGUCGAGCGUUUUGGAAUUGCUUCAGUGGUCAGGCAACCCUGCCAUUUUGGAAAUGCUGAGAGUAUACGAAGAGGAUUUCCCAUGGAAAUUUUCAAAACUGUCAACUCUUCUUGUACAAGUUGCCAUGCGCAUGCUGGGUGGACAACUCACUGCCGAAGAACAUGAUGAUCUGGGCUCGCUUCUUGGUAGUGGGACUACUAAUCCAGGUGGCCACUCUAUGGAUUUGGACGGUACAGAUGAUCAUCUGGGUUCACUUCUCGGUAGUGGGACUGCUAAUCCAGGUGGGAACUCUAUGGGUUUGGACGGUACAGUCGAUGACACAAUGCAAUACCCCCAUCGACCAUCUGCCGGCCCGUUGAGCUUUUCGGCUGUCAACAGUGUCCAAGAAAAUGGCGAUGUGGGUAUGCAGGACUCUGGCGACGCUACUCCCGCAAGAGACUCACCUGAGCCCGAGGAGGAUCAAGAUCCAGAAGCUAUUAGCGCACGCGAUGGAUCGAGACGUCUGCAAUCUGCUGAACGCGGUGUGAACUUCACUAACAGCUCUCUGCCUUCAGCACGGGUUGCCCGUCAUCAACGCAUUUUUUACCGCCUCUCUGACUGGUUGACGCUUCUAACUGACAUCCCCGAGAAUAGAGAUGCCGGAGACGUAAUCGCUGACAAGUUGCUAGAGUAUGAGGCAGAAAUCGCUGAUCUCGAGGCAUAUAAAACUUACAAACCACGUCUCUGGUCCUUGGGCCAUACUAUCGAAGAACUAUUGACUGAUCUCGAGGUGGCUACCUUUGCUCGAAUGUACUCGGUGAAUGGGGACGGUAUCCUUCACUGGGAGUCUCGCUUUAUCAAUUGGCUCGCGAAAUGGAGUGAGUGUCUGCGACGAGACGCGAAUGAGGUGAGCUCUGAAUAUUAUUUGCUGACACAUGGCCAGCUCCGAAUGAUGCAUUUACCACCUCGACCUUUCGAAGCCCGGCCUAUCGUCUUACACCGCCAUAUUGUGCAAGACUUGGAAUAUGUCCUCGACUGCUGGGACGGACUGCGCCGAGGCCCAGUCUGGACUCCUAUGAGGGAGCAUCUGGAAGCUCUUCACGCGCGCGUCAAUGUCGGACCUCGCCCUAUACCUACCAUCCUCUUGGACAUCCGAUUCAAAUUCAACACGGUUCUGCUCACCCUGGACUCAUGCCAUAUUGUUCGAGAGCCCGCGUUCCCACACUUUCCACCCGGCGUUCACCCUUGGACUCUGGAAGACGCGUUCGACCUGGAGGCAGGCUUUAUCCGACCCUCCGGCUUCCACUGGACCCAAGGCGUCUUCGGCACACCCGUGCCCCCAGAUGACACAGACCAGCCUCCCAAUCGCCCAAGUGAUAUGGGACAGCACCGCCGCGACGUCUUCCACUUGGCCAUGCAAAGCGCGUUCGAGUGUACAAAUGUCCACAUGCACACUACACCUACGUUGGAUACCAUGGAUCUUGAUCUCUGGGACGAUCCAAUGGCGACCGCCGAUGAUGACGGUGUAGGCUCAGGUGGCUCGCCCGAAACCGAUAUAGGCGAUGAUGGUACCUUUCCCUUCACCUUCGGCAUCCUUCUUCCUCGACCUGUCCCUGAACUCUCUGGCUUGCCAGAUUAUGAAACUGAUGAUGAUGGCGAGUACGAAGAGGACGAUGAUGGAGCAAUGGACCUCGGAUCCCCCUUGUCUCCCACGACUCCAGACUGGCAUCAACAUCUACCAUGA
This is a messenger RNA of Exophiala bonariae, 3165 nucleotides long. RefSeq lists its product as uncharacterized. NCBI's taxonomy places the organism in Eukaryota, Fungi, Ascomycota, Eurotiomycetes, Chaetothyriales, Herpotrichiellaceae. Bases 1 to 3165 code for a protein of 1054 amino acids. The record is from RefSeq and is a predicted model, not a curated record. The transcript has a single exon.